Messenger RNA from Cimex lectularius (bed bug), 3186 nucleotides. RefSeq names its product E3 ubiquitin-protein ligase rnf168-like. Gene Ontology annotation, molecular function: metal ion binding; nucleosome binding; ubiquitin-protein transferase activity. Bases 230 to 1312 code for a protein of 360 amino acids. The transcript has 6 exons. Gene Ontology annotation, biological process: double-strand break repair. The record is from RefSeq and is a predicted model, not a curated record. Gene Ontology annotation, cellular component: site of double-strand break; nucleus. Lineage: Eukaryota; Metazoa; Arthropoda; Insecta; Hemiptera; Cimicidae.
AAGAGACGGCGCUGUGCAGUACUCACCAAAUACGCAUCAGCUGUCUGUGUUCUGUCUCGGUUUGUUAUUGUGUUUGAUUAUCGUUCUGCCGGCUAUCUUAUGCUUGACGGUUUUCGUCAGUUUCCAUCAUCGCACCUAGAAGUCGAUCAAGUUCUUCUUUCGUUUUAACCCGGCGUCACUUCUUGUCAAAAAAAAUUAACGAUCCGGAGGUUCAGCCUUCACCGGCGAGAUGUCCAACCCGGUCGCACGUCGCGUCCUGAGGAAGUUGGAUGUCCAGGACGUCCUCUGCCCCAUCUGCUGGGAGAUCUACAUCGAGCCUGUCUCCUUGCCGUGCAACCACGACGUCUGCCUCAACUGUCUGCAGCGUACGGUAGAGAAGAACAGCCUCGUCUGCCCCAUCUGCAGGAAGAGGAUUGGCACCUUCCUCCGCCUCGCCAAGAACCUGAAGAAGAUCGUCAACCAGCCGUUCUGGGAGGAGGUCAAGUCUCAAUUCCCCAACGAAAUCAAGAAGAAGCAAAAAGGCAAAGAUGGGCUAUACCACAAAAAGAACAUCGACCACACUCCUUCAACAAACCCAACCAAGAAAAGCAGCAUUAAGCUUGAAUUUGAUGAAUUGAUUACCAAAUUGGCCAGAGAAGAUGAGAAUAAGUUAUCUCAGCAGAGCAGUAGCGAAAAUCUGCCCCAAAAACUUCAGGGAGAAGCCCUUCCAAAUGAAAUAAAACAAGUAUUCGUUGAUGAAGAGUUAGAAGAAUACACACAAGACGAUUUAUUAACUGAAAAGAUGCUCUGUUCACCAUCAACAUCCUCACUUUCUACAGAUAAUCAAGUCCCUGGGCGUGAUUCAAUUACUUCAGAAUUCACUCAUUUCACUCCAAUUUGUGCAGUUCCUAGGACACCCCCUAAAGUAAUGCCAAAUGGUGAAAAACAAAUCAUUCCCAUAUAUCAACCAAAGAAUCUUACUAGCACUUUUGAUGGUAGAGAGCCAAGUAAGUUUCAAAGUCUUAAGAACAAGAUGAUGCUCAAGGUGUCGUCGAACAAUUUCACCCGAACCAAACCUCAGGCGAAAUGUCAAAGUGAAAUUAUCAUGAACAAGCCAGAUUCAAAUUUAACUGUUUAUUCAAGCAGCAAUGAACAGCCAGAGAAAAUACCUUACGACUUGAUCACAAAGCAGAGUGAGGUCAAGGAUAAAAUAAGACAGAAACAAGAAGAUCUAUCUCUCUCUCUUGAACUCAAUGUAAAAUGGAGUAGAGAAAGGAAUGCUAUUAAACGCAAACAUGGAUAUAAACUGAGGAGCUCCAAGAAUAAAAAAUAAAUCCUUAUUGUUUUCCAUUGAAUGUGUAUAUAAGAACCUAAUUUUAAAUGAUGUUUUCAUAAGUUUCAGAAGCCAUGGAGUAUUGCUUUUGAAAAUUUUAACUACGCUUAACUUUUGAUUAUUGAAAAAAGUAGUUAAUCGGCACUAUAGAUGUAAAUGCAUAAUUAAAAUAGUAUUAGUGGAUUAAAACGAGAAAAAACAUUCCAUAAAUGUUCUUCAAGUUAUUAAAUAGAAACCAUUUUAAACUUAGAAAGGUUUCUUUUGUGUGAUAAAAGUGUGGGCCCAUUACACUCAGUUCAUCUACUUGCUCAACUUUGUGACUAAUGAAAGAAUAAGUUUAAAAUAAUCUACUAAAUUUUGUGAUUGCCUCAAUCAUGAUUUUGUUAAGCAGGUUUUGAAUAUUCAUAUGAAUGCACAAUGCAAAUAUACUACUUGUUUAAAAUAUGCAUGAAACAAGCCCAAGUGUUAUGUUGUAUUAUUUUUUAACCAACACAGGUCAUUUAAAAAGUUACUUAUUUUAUACAAAAUAAAGUCCAAUUGGAAAAUGUCAAUUAUUGUUAUUUGAAUGUCCAAAUGAUGUUAGAUUGUUAAAUUGUACUAAAAUUGUAUUGUAUUUAAUCUGACAUGUUCACCAGACAGUUAUAAAUAGAAAAUCUAUAGAAGUCUGCUAUUUCUCUCAUAAUAAUAAAUCGUAUCAUACAUGAUUCUAUAUUUAAUUACAGAAAUUUAUUUUGAAAGAAAAACUAAAAAGUUGAAAAUUGUUUUUUCCUUAUACUUUGCUCAGCAUUUUCAACUGUGGAAGUGUGUCGAGGUUUCAAGAAAGUAAUUGAAGUUAUUAAAUGCGAGAUUAAUGUGAUUACUUAAGAACCAACUUCAAUAAAAAUAAAGUCCUACAUAUUUUUUUAUAUUUUUUAUUUAAUAUAGUAUUUUUCUUGUUUAAUAAUAUGUUGUUUAAUUCAUGGCUCAGUAAGAUUUGUAUGCCUUAAUAUGUAAUAUACUAUUGUUUAAUAGUAUAAGAAUAAGUAUUUUUAAUAAGAGGUGAGCUCAUUUUCUUUUUGGUGCCCCUUUUUCAAGUCAUAUGUUGUGAUGAUGUUUGUCUUUUGUGUGUUAAAUAUUAAAUGUUUUGUAGAGUUCAGUUUUUCUAACUAGUGUUAGUGAACAAUGUCUUACAUUUGUUGCUACAUGUUAAAUUUAUCAAAACAAUGAAAAUAAAUGUGAUUUUCUGUUCUGAUAAACACAAUGUUGUGGAAGAGUUUUUCUUUUUACAAAAAAUGUAUGUAUAAAUUGAUGAUUACCACAUUUAUGAGCUCCUUUUAUAGUUAGUUACAUUUGAUGAUUUUAGAUAGUAUAUUUUGAAAAAUGUAAAGACUGUUAAUAAAAAAUAAAAAAUGGAAAUAUUUUGUUUUGAUUAUUGCCGACAAAAGUCUUAAAACUUUAGAUAAUCACUUUAAGCAGCCCCACAAACCAUGGUGCUGGGGCAGCCUUAGGCAGGGAAAGAGCAGAUCACUUGUGGCUAAUUCUUUUAAUAUUAACAUUACGUGGAGGGCUUUAUCGAGGAGGGGUCGGUGUCUAGUCACCAUCAACACUACAAAGCUCACUGGAGAUUCUCUCAUCUCAAGAGUCCAGGGAGGCCCCCACAAUCCAUCUCAAGAAUGACCAAAACUCGAGGUCCCGGGCAUACAUUGCCACAACCUAGCUUGUUCUGCUAUCCCACAGGGUUCUCAUUUAGGACCACUAUUGUUUCUUUUAUUUAUUAAUAAUGUUGUUUCUUCCAUUUCUUCUGUUACUAGUUUCUUAGUUCGAUAGCAAUAAAUCUUUUAAGUUACCUAUCUUGCUUGUUACUUUGUUACCUAAAUUUCCAAAUUCCACUCCAU